GCGGCCCCGGCGGCUAGAGCGUCCUCCUCCCGGGGAGCCGCGUGUGACCUUCCCGCCCGCGGACCGAUGCUGUCCGCAGCCGCUCGCCCCAUUUGGGGGCCGUGUCUCAGGCUUCAGGGCGCUGCGCUCCGUCUCGCCAGGCAACAGGUGCCGCGCGUCUGCGCUGUGCGGCUGAUGAGAUGCAGCAGCCGUCGGAGGGGGGAGGCCCUCGCCGGUGCCCCGCUGGAUAACGCGCCCAAGGAGUACCCCCCCAAGAUCCAGCAGCUGGUCCGGGACAUCGCCAGCCUGACGCUCCUGGAGAUCUCCGAUCUCAACGAGCUUCUGAAGAAAACGCUGAAGAUCCAGGAUGUCGGACUCAUGCCGAUGGGCGGCGCGAUGCCUGGAGCUGCCCCGGCUGCGGCAGCAACCCCCGAGGUGGCAGAAGAUGAUGUCCCGGCACAGAAAGAACAGACGCACUUCACCGUCCGCUUGACAGAGGCAAAGCCUGUGGACAAAGUGAAGCUGAUCAAGGAAAUCAAGAACUACAUCCAGGGCAUAAACCUCGUUCAGGCAAAGAAGCUGGUGGAGUCCCUGCCCCAGGAAAUCAAAGCCAAUGUCGCCAAGGCCGAGGCAGAGAAGAUCAAGGCAGCCCUGGAGGCGGUGGGCGGCACUGUGGUUCUGGAGUAGGCCAGCUCUGAGGACUGGUGGACAGGGGUGCCUGGGACCUGGGUGAGGCCCCAGCAUCUGGGCCCCGCUGGGGGGAGCGGCCUCCGGACAGGACGGCACUGGUGCCUAUGGGCCGACUCCGUCAGGCGGAUGGACCUACCGAGCCUGGAGGCACGGCUCCUGUGUGAGCGAGCGCCAGGGAGACGGACUCUAGAACAUAUCGCGGUCAACGCGCACCCCCUGGUGGCCACUGAGAAAAAUACAUUGUUCGGGCGCGGUG
Molecule: messenger RNA, 925 nt
Organism: Neogale vison (American mink)
Lineage: Eukaryota; Metazoa; Chordata; Mammalia; Carnivora; Mustelidae
Gene: MRPL12
Product: mitochondrial ribosomal protein L12
Exons: 5
Coding region: 67-666 (199 amino acids)
Biological process (GO): mitochondrial transcription; translation
Cellular component (GO): mitochondrial large ribosomal subunit; ribosome
Molecular function (GO): structural constituent of ribosome
Source: RefSeq, a predicted model, not a curated record